Periophthalmus magnuspinnatus is the source of this 1458-nucleotide messenger RNA. It is a transcript of the gene hint2, whose product is annotated as histidine triad nucleotide binding protein 2. The transcript is spliced from 5 exons. The record is from RefSeq and is a predicted model, not a curated record. Lineage: Eukaryota; Metazoa; Chordata; Actinopteri; Gobiiformes; Gobiidae. Gene Ontology annotation, cellular component: cytoplasm; mitochondrion. Gene Ontology annotation, molecular function: hydrolase activity. Bases 99 to 584 code for a protein of 161 amino acids.
UUUAUGCUCAUAAUAGACGUGCUGGGAACAUAAACAGCUGCAGAACUUUGACAUAGGCCUUUAAAUUAUGUUGUGAAGUUGCACCCGUGUUGUUUGAGAUGUAUCGGCAGAUUUUACGAAGAUUGACGGUCGGGGCUGGUCCAAAAGCGCAGUUUAACCUCUGCCCUAGUCGAGUCCAGAGACUUUGCUCCAAAAGUGACGAGGUUCGUCUGGCGCAGGAGGCCAGUCAAAAGUCCAGCUCUCCUGCUCCCACCAUCUUCUCCAGAGUCAUUGACAAAAGCAUCCCAGCUGACAUUAUUUAUGAGGAUGACAAGUGUUUGGCUUUCAGAGACAUCAGUCCUCAGGCUCCUGUCCACUUCCUGGUCAUUCCCAGAGUUCCCAUUCCCAGGAUAAGUGAAGCUAAAGACGAUGACACUGAGCUUCUGGGACAUCUGUUGGUUAUUGCCAAAAAUGUGGCGAAGGAAGAAGGUUUACAGGAGGGAUACAGAAUAGUUAUAAACGAUGGUAAACAUGGGGCCCAGUCUGUUUACCACCUUCACGUCCAUGUUUUAGGAGGACGACAGAUGACGUGGCCCCCGGGAUAACAUCAUCAUCAUCAUCAUCAUGUUAAAACAAAUGCCAUAAACAUACUUUUAUCCGUCUGGUGGGUAUCACAUUUCUACAUGACCAUAAUGUCUCUCACGUCUGUUGUGCAGUUUUAUUAAUAAAAUAUUAAAAUUCAAGAGGAUCAAUGAAUAUGUUUGAUUUUACUUAAAUUUACCGAAUAUUUCUACAAAACUUUAAAUGGAUUAAGACAAGCUUAAAAAGAUUAAACUCUAGGCUAAAAUAAAAGUCCAUGUUUUUUUGUUUGCUUGUUUCUUUGUGUUUAUUCCACUGAAAAAUCUUGAAACCUCUUUGCUCUGAGCAGCUUGCAUCUCCACAAACCUGACUCUUAUCUGGCCUGGAAAUGUUAUUCCUUUGACUACAAUCUUCAGAAUGGCAUAAAACAUAUCUACAUCCGUGGAGAAUGUUCUGAAGUGAGUUAAACUUUCUGUUUCCAUGGAGUCGUGCAGAUGAUGUGCCACCUCCACAAAGUUACACACUGUCUCUUUAAGUGUAAACAAUCCAUCAGAGGAAUCCGCUCAAACCUCAGACACAGGUAUCAGCUCCAGAUUCUGAAACUGUCUGUAGAUUUGAAUAAUUUUACUUGAGAUUUGAAAAAGUACAUUUUAGAAUCAAACGUGUCACUUCAGUCGAGUUAAUUUGUACUGUUCUGUUUCACUGUAAAAACCUGCACAGAAUUGAUUUUUUUACACUAGUUUGGACUGUAGGAAACUGGACUUUGGGACAUUUAUUGUAUUUUCUGCUGAUGAACGGUUUGUCUUAUAAUGUAAACGUAUUGAAAUGUGUGUGCAGCUAAAUCUGGUACAAAUCAUCUUUUCUUUUGUGAGAAUAAUGAAUUUGUACAUAGUCCCUGAC